Molecule: messenger RNA, 597 nt
Organism: Rotaria sordida
Lineage: Eukaryota; Metazoa; Rotifera; Eurotatoria; Philodinida; Philodinidae
Source: the annotation of a GenBank genome assembly
AUGCUUGCUGUCGAUACUCAUUCUCGAUUGUAUUGUGUUCAUUAUGUAUCAUCAAAUAUUGAUUGUCUAGAUUGUCGUUUAACUGAAAAAGACUACAUAAAUCGACCACUCCAUGCUCUUUUAUAUGUUCUUCUACCGAAUUUAUCUACUGUACUUGAUAAUUCACAGCACAAAUUACCUAAUACAUUUUAUGUACCAUUCAAUGAGAAAAACAAUAAUUUUACCAGAUCUUCGCUAUUAGAUGAUUGUGUCGAAAUAAAGACAAAGAAUGGCAUUGUUCGAAUACCUCGAUCAACACUUGUUCAUCGAUCUCCAUUUCUUGGUGAUUUUCAAAAACAUGUACAUCGUUUUACACGUAAUUUUAGUUGGAAAACUAAACCAGAAGAACCACCAUUUUCACAAAUGCAACCAUUACCAAAACUUAUUAAACAACCGGCUUAUGUAGAAAUGUGUUGUAAAAAUGAUGCAUACAAAAUACUUAAUACACUCAUUGUUUAUAAUGAGAAAAUUAUUGAUCCUGAAGUUCUAUUACCACUUGAUGCUGAAUUACUCUAUUAUUCAAUACAAUCAACAAAACGUCAACAAGAAAAACAAUAA